UUGUGUUGCAGCACUUGUAUACUUAUGUCUCCUGUUUUGAUUGUUGGUCAGAAGAAGUAGUGCGGUACUACUAUCCUGUACUUUGUUGACAAGAUCUACCCGGUGUGUGGACAAAAGAAUGGCACUAAUCUCCCUCGAGGAUCUCGACGGAUUGGAGGACGAAGAGCUGGACGAUGACAUCACCGACAACCCCGAGCCAAUGGAGGACGACGAGCAGCAGAGGCUGUAUACCCAUUGGCAGGCGAUCGCCAGCACACACCAGGUGUCCAUCCCCCGAGAAAUGACAGGACCAAUUCAAGAGCUGACGCGGCGGAACCAAGCCCAAGAGAGAGAGCAGGUCCCCUUUGCCUCCAUCUCUCAGCAUGAAAAGCUGGGCGAGGUGCUGUUUGAGGAGAGGGUGUACCCUGCAGGGAAGUGGGCGUGCAUCACUAAAGGGGAGAAGCUGUACGAGCAGAGUAUCUCCAUGGGCUUCAUGAAACUCAUGAAAUUCAUCUGCAAGGAGAACUCCGUCGGACGCUAUUUGGGAAUGACUGUACCCAUUGUGAACAGUAUCCACAUGCUGGAGGACGGCAAUGGCUUUCAGAAGGACAUCUUGACAGCAUACUACCUGCCUGCUGAGUUCCAGGCCAACCCGCCCCAGCCAACUGACCCAGACAUCACCAUACUCCAAAGGGAGGCUUUACGAGUCAUCACCCGGACGUUCUUCGGCACCACCACGGAGGAGACAAUCAUGCCUCAGAUCAACCUGCUGUGGGAGAUGCUGGGCCCCAGCGAGGAGAUGCAUCGCAACUCCUACAUGGUGGCCGUCUACGAGAACCCUGGGGUCUCCUUCCGCAGGAACGAGAUCUGGUUCAUCCGACGAGAACCCUAAAUCUCUUAUAACAUCCCCCUGUCCCCUCUUGUAUCAUCCCGACACCCCCCUAUCCCACCCCCCUACUGUGCCACUAGGGUCGCGUUCAUUGGGCGCUAAAAGGAAUAAAGGAGACAAACAGGGAGGGACUACCUAGACUUGGUCAAAUAAGCAAUGCUCAUUUUGCAAAAUGUUUUUAAAAAUGUUUGUUUUUGUUUUUGUGUGCCCUAAUGAACACAACCUCCAGAUGAUUCCUGUAAUGGGGAUAUAGUAUGGAUUAAAAUGGGAGGAAUGGCUCUUGGGUUGGUUUUAGCUGUAAAGAUGACAAGAUGACUUUAAAGAUGGUUUUAGGUAUACAGUGUGGAAGAAAUACUUCUUUAUCAUUCA
Molecule: messenger RNA, 1237 nt
Organism: Coregonus clupeaformis (lake whitefish)
Lineage: Eukaryota; Metazoa; Chordata; Actinopteri; Salmoniformes; Salmonidae
Product: heme-binding protein 1
Exons: 6
Coding region: 119-871 (250 amino acids)
Source: RefSeq, a predicted model, not a curated record